ACUUGAUCCUAACUUAUCCACCUCAUAAUCUACUUGAUCCUAACUUAUCCACCUCAUAAUCUACUAGAUCCUAACUUAUCCACCUCAUAAUCUACUUGAUCCUAACUUAUCCACCUAACCAACCCUUUCCAUUUCUUCAUUUCAGCACCAGGCCUCCUCGAGCUAGCAUGGCAUUCGCAGGAAACACGUGGUGGACUUAUCUUCUGUUCUCGCUGAUCGCGUCAUUCGCGUUGCUAGGCAACAGUCUGGUGUUGUACGUCCUACUCACCAAGAGAUCCUAUCUCAAGCAGCCAUAUAACAUCUUUAUAUUCAGUUUGGCGCUGACUGAUAUUUUAUCUGGAGUAUUCUUGGUAAGUAUAGGUCUGAUAAUAGUUGAUCUGUUGACGACACAGGGUGUGAUUAUUUAUUCAUUUAUUCACAUAUCUCGUCCACAGGUCAUCAGUCGCUACCUUUACCUCCCCCCUACACCAGGCGGGGAGAUCCAACGAGAGAUGUUUUGUCGUACGAUAUGGUCUGCUUGGAUCCUCUUUACCUUGGGGUAUAUAUCAAUCUACACGUGCACCGCUCUUACGUUUGAGCGCUGGCUCGCUGUUACCAGACCCCAAACCUACCGCGCGAUCAAGCCAGCACAAGCAAUCAAGGCGGUGAUAUUUGUCUGGCUAUGGGGGAUAAUCAUCAACAUUACUACUCUAUUUCGAGCAAAAUUUAUCCCUGCCAAACAAUCUUGUUCCUGGACUGCCCUAAGUGUGGCUAACGAUGUAUUCCCAUGGAUAGACUUUACUUUACAAUCUAUUAUCCCUUUCGUAACCAUGGUCGUCCUGUACAUCCACAUAAUCCACAGGUUGAAACGGUUGCCGGUGAUGUCUGCAGAACAUCAGCCAAUCAAGAAAGUCACUAUGGUUGCACUGGCCGCAUCGACUACCAUCAUCAUAGGAUGGAUCCCAAGUCGUAUCAGCUUCAUGUUAAGCAAAUACGGCAUUGUCGAUCCGAAUAGCCUGUCUCACUACUGCCUCAUUAUGUUAUCUCUUGCAAACAGCUGCUGGAAUCCCGCUUUGUAUGGCAUAUACAGUUCACAGUUUAGAAAAGAGUAUAUCAAGAUCUACAAGAAAGUAUUCCGCUUAGAGAAACCAAGGUUGACGAAUACACAAGGAGUGGUUAAUCAUGCGUCAACGGCACCCAGUUCAGGCUCUGCUGAUCAAAGUUCUACUAAAAAUACUCAGUUUUAAAACUAUCAAUCAUUAUCCCUAACCUAUCACACAAUAUUCACAUACAUUCCUGGAUGUAACAUGUGGUUUCACUGUCUUUCUGCUGUUUUCUUUGUGCUCUAGACCAAAAUUAUGCAUUUCAUAUAGGGUGACAUAAAGUGUCUGCUUCCCCGACACAUACUAAAAUGAUAUUGUGGUAUUGGUUUUAUAAUAGCAGUUUGUGUUGUUGCACAUACAGCAGUAUAGCUACAGCUUUUGAAUUACGGACAGCUAUAAAUAAAAUGUGGAACAUCAACACCGCCAUUGCCUCACGUCACAGUGGCGGCGCAAAGUGAGAGGGGGGGGGAGAACCUGCUCUCAAAUUCUUAAGAUUGAAAUAUUGUUGUAAUAUAUACGAAUGAUAUAAAUAGUUGUCAAUAGAAAUACAUACAAAUUAAAUAUUUAAAUGUUGAGCCUAUACUCGAUUGUUCAGUUCGCUUCAUUCUAUCGUUGCCUGCGGAGGAGGCUGUGUCGGUAAAAUGUCCUAUUCUCUCCACAACACUGCACCAAUAUACCUGGUGACUCCUACUGCAUGAACUUCUAGAAAGAACAGUUUAGAACUCGUACAGCAAG
Molecule: messenger RNA, 1817 nt
Organism: Paramuricea clavata
Lineage: Eukaryota; Metazoa; Cnidaria; Anthozoa; Malacalcyonacea; Plexauridae
Source: the annotation of a GenBank genome assembly